This is a messenger RNA of Chaetura pelagica (chimney swift), 938 nucleotides long. RefSeq names its product TruB pseudouridine (psi) synthase family member 1 (gene TRUB1). Gene Ontology annotation, biological process: tRNA modification; mRNA pseudouridine synthesis. The transcript has 6 exons. The annotation marks the transcript as partial. Lineage: Eukaryota; Metazoa; Chordata; Aves; Apodiformes; Apodidae. Gene Ontology annotation, cellular component: mitochondrion. Gene Ontology annotation, molecular function: pseudouridine synthase activity; RNA binding. The record is from RefSeq and is a predicted model, not a curated record.
UUGUUGGUAUUGGAAAAGGAACAAAAAUGCUGAGGACUAUGUUGGCAGGUUCCAAGAAGUACACUGCUAUUGGACUACUGGGCAAAGCUACAGAUACAUUAGAUGCUACAGGAAAAGUAACUGAAGAAAAACCUUAUGACCAGAUAACAAAAGGAGAUCUUGAAAAUGUGCUGCAGAAGUUUACAGGGGAGAUAAUGCAGGUUCCUCCGCUCUAUUCUGCUUUGAAGAAGGAUGGAGAAAGGCUAUCAACUCUGAUGAAGAGAGGAGAAGCAGUUGAAGCAAAGCCUGCUCGGCCAGUAAGAGUAUACAGCCUCUCUCUCCAGCAGUUCCAGCCCCCACUGUUCACACUGGAUGUUGAGUGUGGUGGUGGCUUUUAUGUCAGGAGCCUGGUCAGUGACAUUGGCAAAGAACUCUCUACCUGUGCCACUAUGCAAGAACUGACCCGAACCAAACAGGGGCCAUUUACUCUUGAGGAGCAUGCCCUGUAUGAAGACAAAUGGACAAUUGAUGAAAUUGCACGAUCCUUGGAGCGUUGCAUGUCUCUUCUCCCAGGAGAGCCAUCUCAUAAAAAAUUGAAGACAGAGCAUCCUGGUGAAACUGCUGUGAGCUGUGAAGAUAAGUGAUAAGUUGGGUCAAGGAAAAAGACUGAAUGAUUGAGACGUUUUAAGAUUGGAUUGGGAUUGUCUUGCCUCCUGUGUAAAUUUCCAAGUCUGCACUGGGAGAGUGACAAACUACAGUGCAAGAGAAAUGGUUCUUUUGUUUUCUGGGGCUAGAAUAUGCAUUGAAAAUAUCCAGUGCUUGCUAUUUCUUGAUCUUUUUUUUUUUUCUUGCACACUGUAAACGGGUCUGCCACUGAUGUAAAAUCUUCAUAAACUUUUAAAUAACUUGUGAGAUGCAAUAUAGCUGUUAUUGCUAAUUUCUCAAUUAAAAAUGCUAAA